Culex pipiens pallens (northern house mosquito) is the source of this 2653-nucleotide messenger RNA. RefSeq names its product pre-rRNA-processing protein TSR1 homolog (gene Tsr1). NCBI's taxonomy places the organism in Eukaryota, Metazoa, Arthropoda, Insecta, Diptera, Culicidae. Gene Ontology annotation, cellular component: nucleus; preribosome, small subunit precursor. Gene Ontology annotation, biological process: maturation of SSU-rRNA from tricistronic rRNA transcript (SSU-rRNA, 5.8S rRNA, LSU-rRNA); endonucleolytic cleavage of tricistronic rRNA transcript (SSU-rRNA, 5.8S rRNA, LSU-rRNA); ribosome biogenesis. Bases 124 to 2565 code for a protein of 813 amino acids. Gene Ontology annotation, molecular function: U3 snoRNA binding; GTPase activity; GTP binding. The transcript has 3 exons. The record is from RefSeq and is a predicted model, not a curated record.
CACGUUUUCUUUCUCCGUUCGUCAACAUGUCGCGCACGUCGUGCAGUGCCUAAGUGCAUCCGCAAAAAAUCGUGAAAUUCCGCGUAAAUUGUGCCCAGUUCCGUGCGAAAAAGUCCCGCAACGAUGGCCAUCGAAACGAUCCACAAGGCCGGUGCGCUCAAGCAAACCAACAAGUCGCACAAACAUGGCAAACACGCAUCCAAGCGUGCCCUGGACCGCGUCGCAAAAGGUAAGACGAACGUCAAGUCGGUGACGAAGCGGCCGAACCGGGAGCUGGGGCGGGAGGAUCGGCGCCGGCAGGCGAACCAGAUCCGCAAGAAUAAGCGACAGGAAGCGAUUGCGCUGAAGAGGGCGAUUGGAGGGGCGACGACGGCACCGUUUUUGACGUGUGUGAUUCCGUUGAACGGGAAUGUGGACCCGAACUCGGCGUUUGCGAUUAUUGAGAGCUGCGACGAGGAGGCCACCGUGCAGAAGGUGUCGGAGCGGGUGCGGUACAUGAACGUCCCCCGAUUCCGUCAACGGUUCUCGUUCCUCUGCCCGGAGACGGGACACGGUCGCGAGUUGAGCGUGCUGGAUUCGCUGAAGGUUUGCGACUCGACGAUUUUGUUGCUUUCGGCGACCGAAGCCGGAGGCGAGGACGUGAUUGACCGGGCCGGAGCCAAGCUGCUGAACAUGGCGCUCAGUCAGGGUCUGCCAACGCCGAUGGUCUGUCUGAUGGAUCUGGAGUCGAUUGCGCCGAAGAAGCGCGGCCAGGUGAAGAACGAUGUCCAGAAGGCCAUCGCGAGCGUCCUGCCGGAUGAGAAGAUUAUGACGUUGGACUCGAAGACGGACGGGUUGAAUCUGUUGAGGCGCGUCGGAGGUCAGAAGAGAAAGAUUCUGCACAAUAAGGCGAAUCGGCCGCAUCUGUUUGGCGAGAAGUUGGAGUUUGUUCCGGAAAUGGGCGAGGAAUGCGUUGGAACGCUGAAGGUUACCGGCUUCUUGCGUGGAGUUCCGCUGUCGGUCAACCAGCUGGUGCACAUUCCGGGGCUGGGCGAUUUUCAAAUGUCGGAAAUUUACGCGCCGGAAGAUCCGUACAAAAUGCGCAAGAACGAUGAGGAGAUGUCAUCCGGGGAGAUGAAGCUGCUGGCUAAGGCCGAUCCGGCGAAGCAGACAAGCUUGCAGAAGGAGAACAUUCCGGAUGCGAUGGAUGCGGAGCAGACGUGGCCAACGGAGGAGGAAAUCGAAGCUUCAAAGAGCGAGAACAAGAAGAAGCUGAUCAAGCGGAUUCCGAAGGGCAUGAGCGAGUACCAGGCGGCGUGGAUUCCGGAUAUUGAGGAAGUGGACGGAGAGGAUAAUAGCGACGAAGACGACGACGACGAGGACGACGAAGAAGAGGGCGAAGAUGAUUACAUGUCGUGCGCUUCGGAUUCCGAGAGCAAAAUCGGAGACAAAUCCGACGAAGAAGAUGAGGAAGAGUACGACGAAGUCAGCGUUUCGGACGGCCCGGUUUCGGCGUCCAAGUACGACAAGGACAUGGACAUGGAAGAGGAGCGGCGCUCGCUGGCAAAGCUUCAAGCUGCCAAGGACGACGAAAUCUUCCCGGACGAGAUCGACACACCAGCGAACAUCCCAGCCCAGGAGCGUUUCCGCAAGUAUCGCGGGUUGGAAUCGUUCCGCACGUCCCCCUGGGACGUCAAGGAAAAUCUACCUCUGGAUUACGCCCGUAUCUACCAGUUCAAAAGCUUCGAUCGCACCAAGAGGCGAAUCAUCAAGGAAGCCCAAGAAGUCGAUGACGGAGUCAUGCCCGGUUGGUACAUCGAAAUUCACGUGAAGAACGUUCCCCAGGCCGCCUGGAACGCCCACUGCUCGACCGGAACCGGCGAAACCCUCGUCCUGUACGGCCUCCUCCCCUACGAGCACCAAAUGUCCGUGAUGAACGUGUGCCUCAAGCGCACCCCCAACUCCACCAUCCCACUCAAGUCGAAGGAACGCCUGAUCGUCCAGUGCGGCUUCCGCCGGUUUAUCGUCAACCCCAUCUUCAGCCAGCACACCAACGGCGACAAGCACAAGUACGAGCGCUUCUUCCGACCCGGAAUGACCGUCGUAGCGACCUUCUUCGCCCCGAUCCAAUUCCCCCCAGCCCCCGUCGUCUGCUUCCGCGAAAACCCCGACACCUCCCUCGGCAUGGUCGCCUCCGGCAGCGUCAUCCACUGCAACCCGGACCGCGUCGUCCUCAAGCGAGCCGUCCUCAGCGGCCACCCGUUCAAAAUCCACCGCAAGUCGGCCGUCAUCCGGUACAUGUUCUUCAACCCGGACGACAUCGAGUACUUCAAACCGUGCAAGCUGCGCACCAAGCUGGGUCGCCUAGGACACAUCAAGGAAUCGCUCGGAACGCACGGCCACAUGAAGUGCAUCUUUGACGCGCAGCUCAAGUCGCACGACACGGUCAUGCUGUAUCUGUACAAGCGAGUUUUCCCCAAGUGGACGUACGAGGACUGCGUUGUGUCGUGUCCGUACGAAACCUGUCCGAAGGCCGGCACGAGUGGAGCGGUGGCGGUGAAGGAGGACGAGGAGAUGCAGGAGUAGAGAGGUAGGUGAUUGAUCUACUUUAUUCUUUGGGCGGAAUUGAUUGUUGAUUGCAAAUUUAUAAUAUAAACAGUGUAUUGAACACCAA